AUGGAGGUCCGAGGAGGAGAUGUUGCUGAAUUGAAUGCUAAUAGCCGGUCAGUGGAGGCAUUGUUUGUGUUGGAGAUGGAGUUGGAAGUUAAAGAGGCACUUGCAAGAAAUAACGGAGGGUCAGAAGUAUUAGAAAAGGCAGUUGAGCCUUUUAAAGAGCUAUCAAAGAAAUGUGGAGAAAAAGGACAUAUGAACAAGUGUAAAAAAGGAAUGCAGAAUUUUAAGCAGGAGGGGCAUGUUUGGAUUUACUAUGACGAGAGCCAAGAAUCUAACACUGGUGAAGAGAAUGUUGAAGGCACUGAGUUUCAUGAACAAGAACAGGAAGUGAUAAAAAAUAUAAUAUCUAAUGAUGGAGAAAAUGUUAUUUGGUGUGAAAUAACUCAAGAGGAGGCAUGUAAUAUUACUGAUGAAGUUGAGAAUGUAGAAGAGGAAAUAGAUAUGGAUAGAUCUGAUUUUCCAGAGAAAAUUAUUGCACUCAGCUCAAGAGUAGUUUUGCUCAGUUCACUUCAGUUGAUAGUGGAAAGCAUAUACUUCCUGUCAAUCUGGCAUUCUGAAGAAAGCAGGGUAGAUGCAGAUGAUGUUGUCACUAAGGAAGAACAGAUUAUUUUAUUGGAGGAAGCAAGACUCAGCUGUGAAGUAAGCAUAAAAUCCACUCUGGAACAAAGAAAUGAUGGCAACUGCUUGCCGGAAUGGGAUGGAAUUAUCUGCUGGCCUGAAAGUUCCCCAGACGAGAUGGUAUCAGUCCUCUGCCCAGACUAUAUUUAUGACUUUAACCAUAAAGGACAUGCAUACCGAAAAUGCAACUUAUCUGGGAAGUGGGAGCUUGUACCCAGUAUCAACAAGACAUGGGCAAAUUAUACAGAGUGCACAAAGUUCCUGACACCAGAACAACGGAACAAGGAGAAGGAGGUUUUUGAUCGACUUCAUAUGAUGUACACUGUUGGGUAUUCCAUCUCUCUCACGUGUUUGAUUAUUGCGGUAUUUAUUCUCUGUUUCUUCAAGCGUCUUUAUUGCACCAGGAACUACAUCCACAUCCACUUGUUUGCCUCCUUUAUAUGCCGUGCAGUCAGUAUUUUUGUGAAAGAUGCAGUGCUGUACUCUGCUUCAGGUCCGGAUGAGCUAGAGAAAGUGAGAGCCAAUCACCUGCGAGAUGAUUCAGAAUCUCAUCCUGGACACAGGUCACAGCUGGUUGGCUGUAAAGUUGCAGUUACAUUAUUUCUGUAUUUCCUUGCAACAAACCACUACUGGAUUUUAGUGGAGGGUCUCUAUCUUCACAGCCUUAUCUUCAUGGCCUUUUUUUCAGACAAGAACUACUUCUGGGCACUCACCGUCAUUGGCUGGGGUGUUCCUGCAGUGUUUGUGUCGAUAUGGGCAACUGUGAGGGCAUUCCUAGCUGAUACACAGUGCUGGGACCUCAGCGCUGGUAAUCUAAAAUGGAUUUAUCAGGUUCCAAUCUUAGCUGCUAUCACGGUGAAUUUUGUUCUGUUUCUGAAUAUUGUAAGACUUCUGGCUUCAAAACUUUGGGAAACAAACGCAGGUAAACUGGAUCCCAGGCAGCAGUACAGAAAGCUUCUGAAGUCGACCCUCGUGCUUAUGCCGCUGUUUGGUGUUCACUAUGUGGUUUUCAUGGCCAUGCCCUACACAGACAUUUCCGGAACCCUCUGGCAGAUACAGAUGCACUAUGAAAUGCUUUUUAACUCCUCACAGGGUUUCUUUGUGACAUUUAUAUACUGUUUUUGCAAUGGUGAGGUUCAAGCAGAGCUUAAGAAGGCCUGGUUCCGCAGGAAUUUAGCUCUAGAUUUGAAGCAGAAGGCACGAGUCACCAGCACUGGGGGUAGCUGUUACUAUGGAGGAAUGGCUUCUCACACCACCACAAGUGUCAGUGCAAGCACUGCCAUCAGAGGAACCUUGAUAAGUGGUCUGAACCUUAGUGGAAAACAUAGACUCAUUGCGCUGCCUUCCUUCAGCAAUUUGCCAGGAUACAUUGCAAGCAACUCCAACUCAGACAACUCCUUGCCUACUCCAACCCAGGAAAGUCCAAAAAAAGAAAUAGAAACAAAUAUAAAUGGAACACUGGAACCCCCAGAGCAAGAAAGUCCAAAUGCUGGUACUCAGAAAGAGCUUGAAACUGUUCUGUAAAAUAAAGUGAAUGAUUUUUCAGUAAAAACAAAUACAAAAUGUCAACUAAUGCAACAGGACUUGAAAAGGAAAAAAAUCAUCUCAUUAACAAUGAAAGCAGAAUUCUUUUCAUCAAUGUUGGAAACAAUAUUCUAUAGCUUCUUGUUAAAGUUUGAAGUUUUCAAACCAUCAGUGCUAAAGUUUGAUCUUUAAGUCCUAAUAAUGAAGUCAAGACAAAGUCAUUUCUUUGGCAGAAAACACUUAUUUAUCUUCUAACAAUGCCACCAUAAAACUUUGUAGCUCUUUUUUUAAACAAGAAACAUCUUUAUUGAAUUAUUACUUAUGGCAUAGCCAGUCAUACAUUUUUUAUAAAUAAAACCAUAUCAUAUUGAAACAUUUUCAGCUGCAGGUAUUAUGUAUCACAUAUAAUCUUCUAUAUGGUCAUUGUCCAUCAAGUAUUACAUAGCUCAUUCAAUUACUGCUUUCCCUUAAACUUCAUUCCUGUUCCAAAACACUAUUCUG
Messenger RNA from Protopterus annectens (West African lungfish), 2640 nucleotides. Its product is annotated as parathyroid hormone/parathyroid hormone-related peptide receptor-like. Gene Ontology annotation, cellular component: plasma membrane. Gene Ontology annotation, biological process: adenylate cyclase-modulating G protein-coupled receptor signaling pathway; cell surface receptor signaling pathway. Gene Ontology annotation, molecular function: peptide hormone binding; parathyroid hormone receptor activity; G protein-coupled peptide receptor activity. Bases 1 to 2139 code for a protein of 712 amino acids. The transcript has 15 exons. The record is from RefSeq and is a predicted model, not a curated record. NCBI's taxonomy places the organism in Eukaryota, Metazoa, Chordata, Ceratodontiformes, Protopteridae.